Penicillium lagena is the source of this 546-nucleotide messenger RNA. RefSeq lists its product as uncharacterized. The coding region runs from base 1 to 546 and encodes 181 amino acids. The transcript has 3 exons. The record is from RefSeq and is a predicted model, not a curated record. NCBI's taxonomy places the organism in Eukaryota, Fungi, Ascomycota, Eurotiomycetes, Eurotiales, Aspergillaceae.
AUGUCGUCGAAGGCAUACAAGUCGACGAGAGGGUGGAUCUGUAGACUGGCUCUCCGGGUGCUGGCACUCCUGGGCUGCAUCGCCGCCAUCGUCUUCUCCGUCCUUGGGGGGCUCUCCGAUAGUCAAACCAUUGCUCUCGUCAUUUUUGCCAUUAUUUCCGUCUGGAAUCUGGUUGACUGCAUCCUGCUCUGUGUGAGAUGCAUUCCAAAGCUCAGCGUCAAUAUUGUCCUCGAUAGCGCGGCCGCCCUCACGCUGAUUAUCUGGGGAUGUAUUUUCUUUUGGCAAGGAUGCGCCUUCACCGUCGAAUAUGAAAUCCUGAUGAUUUCCGAUCUAGUUCUGGGGGGCAUCUGUGCAUUCACUGCCGUUACACACAUCUUCCUCUUUGCCCUAUCGACCAAGACCCAUCGUGAAAACCGCCGAGAAAAGAAGCACAAAAUUUGGAUGGACCCGUACUCCCUCGCCGGACCAAUUGAGUAUGGGACGACGGAGGCGCUUGUUCCAUCGGAGUAUCGGGCAAUAAAUAGGAGCCCGGCGACAUUUGGAUGA